AUGGCCCCUGUCUUACGUCAAAUCCCUGGUCUAGGUGAAAUCUCCACAGAAAUUACCUAUUUCGACGACUCUGUUGCACAAUUUCGAGGGAUUCAGUAUGGUGUUGUCCCACAGAGAUUCCAGCAGCCCAGACUUCUCGAGGUGUGGGAAGAUGGCCGAUUCGAGGCCAGCAAAUUCGGCUUUCGAUUGGGUGCUUUUGGGUUCAUGGCAUCUGAUGAUAUCUUAAGAGAUAACCAGAGCACGGGAGACAAAGGUGUUGGUAACUACGCUCUGCAUGACCAGUAUAUGGCAAUGCUCUGGGUUAAGAAAUAUAUUCGCGGCUUUGGUGGCGAUGCGGAGAGAAUCACCGCAGUUGGCCAAAGCUCUGGCGCCAGCGACCUUCACAUUCUAAUGAUGUCCCCCCUGCUUCGAUCUCAACAGUUGUUACAGCAGGCUAUUGUUAUAUCAGGAAAUUCUGUCAUCGCGAGUCGGGAGCUAGAUCAUCAGCAGCAUAUUUACGACAAAUUCCUCGAACACCUCGGAAUCUCGACAAACCUGCCAUCAAAUCAGAGGCUGGAAAGGCUCCGCUCGAUCAAGCAGGAAGAUCUUGUGUCCGCCUAUAUUUGCCUAGGAAGCCCUUUGCCUAACUGGCAAGCAACGGUUGACGGAGUUGUUCUUGAAGCGUUGCCCACAUGUGAUGGACUUGCUAACCAAGUCUAUGCUCCGUCAAUUAAACGAAUCAUGGUUGGAUUUUGUGAACAAGAGGGAAUCCUAUGGGGCGGGCGCAUCAGACAGAAACAAUGGACCGUGCCCAGGAUAAUUGAUAGAAUGGCCACCCACUACGACCCUCGAGAGACCUAUGACAUCCUUCAACAGUACGAGAUCACGGAUGACGGCCAGGAUAGCGAGCUUGUUCCCAAACUUGCUGAUUUCUGCGGCGGGGUGGAGUUUAGGCAGCCUCUAUAUGAGUUGGUCAACAAUUGGAAGCAAGGAGACGCCUACCUCUACCGGAUGCGUUUUAUCAACCAUUUUGAUGGCAUGUUUAGCGGUAGGGCCCACCACGGUGUGGAUCUACUGUUUUUCUUCCAAACGUAUAAUCAUCUCCUGUCCAAGGAGUAUGCAGCAGCAGCGGAGGAGAUGGGAAAACACUUCGUCGAAUUCCUUGAUGGAGUUUCGCCAUGGGCACCUUUCACAGAAACCAAUGCUGUCAUGAACUACGGCCCGGACCAUGUGAAGUCACAAAGCCUUGAAGAAGGCCAGUACAGGCAGUUUCAGCCAUUGAAUGGGCGAAAGGACUGGUUUCAUAAAUGCACAUCGACUAGCAGGGCGGUUAGAAACGAAACCAUCUAUAGAAGAGGUGGAGAAUAG
Molecule: messenger RNA, 1347 nt
Organism: Clonostachys solani
Lineage: Eukaryota; Fungi; Ascomycota; Sordariomycetes; Hypocreales; Bionectriaceae
Source: the annotation of a GenBank genome assembly